GAUGGGUUUUCCUGGAAAAGAAACAUCCUCCUUAACAGAUGGUAAUUCAAAAUGAAGCAACAAUGCUACAGGGACCUCUGGAUACCAAUGGAAGCGACUGACACAGAAAAGGGUGAUCAGAGCCAGUUUGCAGAAUGAGGGCUUCCAAAGCGGCUGAGGACAGGACCUUAAGGAAUGUCACACAGUAGGUGCUGAGACAACUUGCACUGAACGGAACAAACAAAGAUGGCAGUCCCUAUUUGAAAGGAAUUAAACGCAUAGACUCUCAUUAGGAAGAAACAAUGUCAAAAAAAGGACGUAGCAAGGGCGAGAAGCCUGAGGCACUGAUUGUUGCCCUGCAGGCUGCCAAUGAAGAGCUCAGGACCAAGCUAACAGACAUUCAAAUCGAGCUGCAUCAGGAGAAAUCGAAGGUCAGCAAACUUGAAAGAGAAAAGAUUCAAGAAACUAAGCGGAUCAGAGAAUUGGAGCAACGCAAGCAGACUGUGCAGAUCACUGAACUUAAAGCCAAACUCCAUGAGGAGAAAAUGAAAGAACUGCAGGCAGUGCGGGAGAACCUAAUCAAACAGCAUGAGCAGGAAAUUACUCGGACGGUUAAAGUCAGAGACAGUGAAAUCCAGCGCCUCAAGUCAGCACUGUACGCUUUGCGGGAUGGGAGCAGUGACAAAGUAAGGACAGCGUUGACCAUUGAGGCUCGUGAAGAGGCCAGGAAACAGUUUGACUCCGAGCGCCUUAAACUUUUGCAGGAAAUUACUGAACUAAAAUCUGCCAAAAAGCAGGUGGACGAGGCCCUUACCAACAUGAUCCAGGCUGAUAAGAUCAAGGCGGGUGAUCUUCGGAGUGAGCAUCAGUCCCAUCAGGAAGCCAUCUCUAAGAUCAAAUGGGAGAGUGAAAGGGAUAUUCGCAGACUGAUGGAUGAAAUCAAGGCUAAAGACAGAAUCAUCUUUUCCUUGGAGAAAGAACUGGAGACCCAGACAGGCUAUGUACAGAAGCUCCAGCUGCAGAAGGAGGCUCUGGAUGAACAGCUCUUCUUAGUGAAGGAGGCGGAGUGUAACAUGAGCAGUCCCAAACGAGAGAUCCCAGGAAGAGCAGGAGAUGGGUCAGAGCACUGUAGCAGUCCUGAUUUACGCAGAAAUCAGAAGAGGAUGGCAGAGCUGAAUGCCACUAUCCGAAAGUUGGAGGACAGGAACACACUGCUUGUAGAUGAACGAAAUGAACUGUUGAAACGUGUUCGAGAAGCUGAAAAACAAUGCAAACCUCUCCUUGAAAGGAACAAGUGCCUCACCAAGAGAAACGAUGAACUGAUGCAGUCUUUGCAGCGCAUGGAGGAGAAACUCAAAGCAAUCACAAAAGAAAAUGUAGAAAUGAGAGAAAAAAUGACAUCACACCCUCCAUUGAAAAAAUUAAAAUCUCUCAAUGACUUAGAUCAAGCUAACGAAGAGCAAGAAACUGAGUUUUUAAAGCUUCAAGUUAUAGAACAACAGAACAUAAUUGAUGAGUUAACAAGGGAUAGGGAAAAGCUGAUUCGUCGCAGGAAGCAUAAAAGAAGUUCAAAGCCAAUUAAGAGACAUAUAGUCGAUACUGUUUUUGGCUACGAUGAUGACUCCAUGGACUCUGAAACCUCAUCCAUGGCCUCGUUCAGAACAGACAGAACACCAGCAACCCCAGACGAUGACCUGGAUGAGAGUUUAGCAGCAGAAGAAUCAGAGCUGCGAUUUCGGCAGCUAACAAAGGAAUACCAGGCCCUGCAGAGGGCAUAUGCAUUACUGCAGGAGCAGACUGGAGGCAUCAUAGAUGCUGAAAGAGAAGCCAAGGCACAGGAGCAGCUCCAAGCAGAAGUCCAGAGGUACAAAGCAAAAAUAGAAGAUCUGGAAACAACUUUGGCACAAAAAGGACAGGAUUCCCACUGGGUAGAAGAUAAACAGCUUUUCAUUAAGAGGAACCAGGAGCUUUUGGAAAAGAUAGAAAAACAGGAGGCAGACAACAGCCGAUUGCAACAGGAGCUGCAGGAUGCCAGAGACCAGAAUGAACUGCUGGAGUUCCGGAAUCUAGAACUUGAAGAAAGAGAAAGACGGUCCCCACCAUUUAAUCUCCAAAUCCACCCAUUCUCAGAUGGUGUAAGCGCUCUGCAGAUCUACUGUAUGAAGGAAGGUGUCAAGGAUGUCAGCAUUCCAGACCUCAUAAAGCAGUUAGACAUCUUGGGUGACAAUGGGAAUUUAAGAAAUGAAGAGCAAGUGGCUAUCAUUCAAGCUAGCACUGUGUUAUCCUUGGCAGAAAAGUGGAUCCAGCAGAUUGAAGGGGCUGAAGCAGCUCUACACCAGAAGAUGAUGGAACUGGAAAGUGACAUGGAGCAGUUUUGCAAAAUAAAAGGUUAUUUGGAGGAAGAAUUAGACUACAGGAAGCAAGCUCUUGACCAAGCAUAUAUGAGAAUCCAGGAGCUUGAAGCUACCUUGUACAAUGCUUUGCAGCAAGAAACGGUGAUAAAGUUUGGGGAACUGCUAAGUGAAAAGCAACAGGAGGAGCUGAGGACAGCCGUAGAAAAGUUACGACGGCAGAUGCUGAGGAAAAGCAGAGAAUACGACUGCCAGAUUCUUCAGGAGAGGAUGGAGCUGCUACAACAGGCACAUCAGAGGAUCCGAGAUUUAGAAGAUAAAACUGAUGUCCAGAAGAGACAGAUCAAGGACCUAGAGGAAAAGUUUCUGUUUCUAUUCUUGUUCUUCUCUCUUGCCUUUAUUCUUUGGCCUUGAUGUCAAUGUGCCUCUUGGAAAGAGUGCCAGACUACACAGAUAAGUCCUUAGAAAGGCAAAUGCUUCCAAACCCAUGAAGAAGAGAACAUUGUUUACACCGAUUUAAAAAUACAACAACAACCUGUAGCCAAGACUACAACCACCAUGUAUUUUAAAGCCAUUAUUCAAGAUUUGUUACUUGACAGUUCCUGUCUAAAGAUACAAUAUAUGCUGCAUUUAAUGAAGUUCUAUAUGUCAAACUAAGAAAAAAGGAGGGGGGAGAAACAAACUGUGAACAUAUUAAAAAAAAAUUUAAACAGAAUCAGCAGAUGAAGUACAAAUGGGCCUUGGGCAUGGAACCAAAGUUACAACAGAACAAUCUAUCCCUGCUGUGCAGGGGGAUAUUAAAUGUAACAAUGACACCCCAUGGAAAAAAAUAAAUAUUAAAGGGACAGAGCAGGAGAAACAUUUUUCAAAACUGUGAGGGGAUAUUGACAAUAAAAUAUUCAAUUUGAAUCAUCCGGCUUCCUUACUACAGGGACUCUCUCUCUCUCUUUUUGGUUUUAAACUCAGGAACAAUGACAGCUGCAAUGUGAACAAAAGGAAAAACAUACUCUGUUUUGUUUCAUGAUGGGCGGAACUGGGCAUCGUGUCGUACGUGGUGGGGAUGUUAACAUGCCACCAGCUAGGAGGGCAGACGAAGGGAAGAAUGUGGGUGACGGACCUGAUGAGGAUUUCUGACAAUGCUGUAGCCUUAUCUUUCUUAUUGAUCCAUCCAUAAAGAACAGCACGUACAUUGUUAGAUACUUUUCAUACAUUUUAAAGACUGACACACUGAAGAAAGGACCACACUUGAUUUCACAAUUACUCCUAACGUAUCUAGGAUCACUGGAAUGGGGCUGAAGAAAGAAAUAAUGUGUCGGGGGGGAGGAGAAGAAUGCCUAUGUUAUCUGAUCCCACAGAACAUUGAUUUCCAAGCUUGUCUAAAAGUGUAUGCUAAUGAACAUGUGAAACAGUUAUGAAUA
Molecule: messenger RNA, 3748 nt
Organism: Trachemys scripta elegans
Lineage: Eukaryota; Metazoa; Chordata; Testudines; Emydidae
Gene: JAKMIP2
Product: janus kinase and microtubule interacting protein 2
Exons: 22
Coding region: 282-2744 (820 amino acids)
Molecular function (GO): kinase binding; microtubule binding
Source: RefSeq, a predicted model, not a curated record